CUUUAAACAAUCCCAACCCUACUCUCUCUCACUAGAAUUACAAUUUAGAACCAUAUUAAUGUAUUUGGUCAACAUUCAAACAGAAAAAGUUAUAUAAAUCUAUAAAAUAUAUCUCUGGAUUAUUUAGAAACAACUUGAAAGGCGAGGGGUUCAGCAAAAUUAACAAACCGAGACUGAGCAUAGUUGCUGCAUCGCAGCCCAGCAUAAUAUUACAAAAUAUCAAAGUGGGAGAAGAAAUUGGAUUCUUUGAUAGAUUUCUUUGGUGUUCUGUGCCCUUAGGAGUUUCAACUUACGAGGCAAAAAACUGUCCUGUUGAUGAGAAUGUGAAAAAUAUUGACUUCAAAAACUUGUUUAGAGCAUUAUAUGACAGUCAUAGAUGUGAACGCGUGUACACUCUGGAUCAUGAGGCAAAAGAAACGUUUGUUAAAUUUCAUGAUGAAAUGAUAAACAUUAGGGAUGACCUUCAAUACGACUCUAAAAACCACAGUGUUGCAAAUGUUGCAGUCAAGAGUGUGAAUCUUGUCGCAAAGCUUAGCUUGAUUUUGUGUGCCUUAAGACAAAAUAUACCUGCUGCAUCCGAAACACUUGAUUCGUCUGAUACUUUGCCUGAAGAUGACGAACAAAGUUUUUGUAUCAAUUCAGAUGAUAUGAAUCGUGCAAUAUACACUGUUAAUUAUUCAACUGAGGUGUUUAAGUUACUCAUAGAAGAUUAUCCACCUGGAAAUGUCGACGUUGAUGAAGCUGAAGCUGAAGAUGUAGAUGUGGACCUUACUCAACAAGUAUCUGUAUCCGACAUGACCCAGGAACAAGGGAUAAAUUUUAUUAUGAAAAACAUCAACAUAAUUUACAGGAUAUUCACUAGCUCACAUUACAUCAAAAACGAAAGCAUUAAACUAGGAAUCAUAAAUAGUAAAAAUCUAUAUCCAAUAAUGAAGAAUCAACUUCAUUGCACUCCAUUGGAUUGGAUGAAAUUACUUGAACGGAUCACAGGACUUGGAUAUACAACAGUGGAAAAGUCAGCCAACAACAAAUCAGCCAACAUCUUCCGUUUCAACAAAUCAAGAGAAAAUCUUAAUGAAGAACAAAAAGUAGCAGUAAACUCUAUUGAGAGAGCGAUUCUGUAUAAACAUAAGAAAAUAAUUAAUUUUUUUAUCGAUCAAAAGAUUGAGGCAGGGCCCUCAACUUGAAUAAGCUCGGUUCCUUUAUAUUCCAGAUAUCAGGUUGUUCAUAAACUAAAUAGUAAUAGUCUAAAGUUGUUUAUACUAUUAAUUUCUUAAUAUGUUGUAAUAGUAAAAAUGUUAUUUUAUCAAAUAUUAAAAAUAAAUUGUAUUGAU
Eurytemora carolleeae is the source of this 1334-nucleotide messenger RNA. RefSeq lists its product as uncharacterized. The transcript has 11 exons. The record is from RefSeq and is a predicted model, not a curated record. Lineage: Eukaryota; Metazoa; Arthropoda; Copepoda; Calanoida; Temoridae. The coding region runs from base 441 to 1187 and encodes 248 amino acids.